AUGGAAAACAUUGUAGUUUUCUCUCCUGAUAUCCCAAAAAAUUAUACGAAUAAGGGAUUUGAAGAUUUCAUGGCCUAUCUUUCAUCUUUUCCACUUCACUAUGCUCUUGUAGAUGUUCCUGAUUCUUUUCUUCCACAACAUGUUAUUGAGUUAUACUUCACUUCUACCUUCACUGAUGCUGGAGUAAUUGUUGGCACUGUUAAUGAUGGAAUUCAUACGAUUUUAGUGACUGUAAUGGAUGUUCGAAGAUCCCUACGACUCCCAAUUCGUGAUGAAUAUUUUCCUCUUUUAUCUAUAGAUGAAUGUCAUGCUGUUCUAGAGAAUAUGGAUUAUGACUUUGGGAAACAAAAGGAUUACAUUAUUCAUCGUCAUUAUCUUCCUUCAACCUGGAAAUUUCUCAAUGGUGUCCUAGGAAAAUGUUUCACUCAUAAAAUGAUAUUUGAUCAAUUUGCCGAAAUUAUCCAAGGUAGUAAAAGAUCUCCUCAUGUUCCAUAUUCCAGAUGGUUGACACUAAUCCUUCAACAUAUUGGUACUAGUUGUGAUGAUGAUCAAGCUGAAGAUUGGACUCACUCCUUGACCUCAUCCAAGUUGUUCAAUCAAGAUCUUGAUGAUGAAUGGAGCAUUACAAAGUGGAAUGAAACUCACUCAUUGUCAAACCAACAAACUGCAGAAGACACACAAGUAGACACUGGGAAUCUCUCUCAUUAUGAUAAAGAUGCAAAUGCUGUCAAUGAGAACUUAGACGCUGGAAAUAAUUACAAAAGUCAGGAUACAAAAAUGGUUCAUGUAUUUCCAGAUCAAGCCAAACAAGCAAACUUACAAGAUCUCAAUGAAUCUGAAUCAAUUCGACCCAACAAACACAUUCAAUUUGAGUAUUCUUCAUCUGCUGAUGAAGAAGAUAUUGUUCUCGAAAAUCCUCCAACUCAACUAUCUGAUCAACAAGGUAAUGAUGCUGACACUGAAUACAUCUUGGAGACUUCUCCAUGUGAUCAAGGUUUUAUAUAUUUUGCUCGUACUUCCUCUCCUGCUAGUGAUCGAACACCCUAUUUCUCUCUCCAGAGAGGCCUACAGUUCAACAUGUCUCUACUUCCCUUAUUCAACCCGAACAACAUCCGAUCAUUCAACAAAUUCCUCUUACUGUUCAAGGGGAUCAAACAACCAUUCAAGGGGGAGAUACUGCCAACAAAUCAAGCCCAUAGUCACUACACUGAUAUAAAGACUGAUGAUGAUGGCAAUCAGUCUCCACCUGGGGAUGACCAUCAGCCACCUCCUGACUCUAAAAGUGUGCCUCCUCCUCAGUCUGAUGAUGCCAAAAAAGGGAAGAAUGACGCUAACAUUGGUACAAGUAAUGUUGAAGAGGACAUUCCCGAGUCUGAUGGUGAAGAUGAAGUCUACUGUAUGGAGUUGUCCUUCAUGGAUGUGAAUGUGCAACCUCUUCAGGAAAUAUUUCUUGACACUGACACCUCUGGUGCUGAUGAUGAGGGGGAGCAACAUAUCCCUCAAGGGGAACCAAGUGACGUUGAAUCAAAUGAUGAUCUUCCCUUGAACAAGAAAAGGAAGGCAAAAGCUGAUUUUACUUCUGACGCUGGUCCCUCUAAGAAGAAACACAAAUAG
Messenger RNA from Lactuca virosa, 1614 nucleotides. The record is from the annotation of a GenBank genome assembly. Lineage: Eukaryota; Viridiplantae; Streptophyta; Magnoliopsida; Asterales; Asteraceae.